CACAGAGGCUUCGCUUCCCCCCGCGGAGGGAAUGGCUUACGCCGGAGCGGCGGGGGGCGACGAGCCCUUGGCUGGGACCUCCAGCGGCAAAGACUACGCAGGACAAGGAUGCGGCGGCGGCGGCGGCGGGGGUCCCCCGGGGGGGGGGGCCGCGGUGGUGGUGCGGGACGCGCUGUCACUGGAGGAGAUCCUGAGGCUCUACAGCCAGCCCAUCAACGAGGAGCAGGCGUGGGCCGUUUGCUACCAGUGCUGCGGCUCCCUCCGCGCUCGGCUGCGCCGCAGGGAGCCCCCGGCCGGGAGGGUGGAGAGCCCGGCGGACAUUCGCAUCUGGAAGGAUGGGGCCGUCACCCUGGGCGGCUGGGACGCCAACGGCCGGAGCCCGCCGGGACCCGCAGGUAAAUCAGAACAUUCACAGUGUUCAGAAACAGAGGUGAUUGAAUCCUUGGGAAUUAUUAUUUAUAAAGCACUGGACUAUGGCUUGAAGGAGAAUGAAGAGAGAGAGCUAAGCCCUCCCUUGGAACAGCUUAUUGAUCACAUGACUAAUAUGAUAGAAGCAGAUGGGAGCAAAGACGAAGGCUAUGAGGCUCUGGAUGAAGGUGUAGAGGAUGAAAAUGAUAAAGAGGAUGUCGAAGUUAUACAGUCUUAUCGAGAUGUCAUGAAGCUCUGUGCUGCUCAUCUACCAACCAGAUCAGAUGCACCAAGGCAUUAUCAAGCAGUAUGUCGGGCACUGUUUGCAGAAACAAUGGAGCUGUACACGUUCUUGGCCAGAAUUAAAAGCGCUAAAGAGAAUUUGAAGAAGAUUCAGGAAAUGGAUAGAAAAGGGAGUGAUGAAUCCACAGAUCUUGAUGAGUUAAAAAAUGCUGAUUGGGCCCGAUUUUGGGUGCAGGUUAUGCGAGAUUUACGCAACGGUGUGAAACUGAAGAAAGUUCAAGAACGUCAGUUCAACCCUCUUCCAAUAGAGUAUCAGCUCACUCCAUAUGAGAUGCUGAUGGAUGAUAUUCGAUCAAAACGCUAUACUUUAAGGAAGGUUAUGGUCAGUGGAGAUAUACCUCCACGAUUAAAAAAAAGUGCCCAUGAAAUAAUAUUGGACUUCAUCCGAUCUCGACCUCCAUUAAAUCCAGCUUCUGCAAGAAAACUGAAACCAACCCCACCACGACCACGUAGCCUCCAUGAAAGAAUACUGGAAGAAAUCAAAUCUGAAAGAAAGCUGAGACCAGUCUCUCCUGAUGAGAUCAGGCGCAGUAGACUUGAUGCAUCCACACCAGAGACCUCCAGAAAAGUGUCAGAAAGCUAUGUACUGAAUGGCAGCUUGGCACCUGAAGCAAAUGUGAACGGCAUUGGCACUGCUCAGUUGACAGUGCAACGGAAGAGACUACUGAAAGCUCCCACAUUGGCUGAACUAGAUAGCUCAGAUUCAGAGGAAGAGACUAUACGUAAAUCAGCUAGUAGCAGUAGCAUAUCUCCGUCUCAAAUGGAAGAUACAUUUCCAGGAACCUCUGGGAAAAAGGUGCCUCCAAAAUUCUUGCCAAUAUCAUCCACGCCGCAGCCAGAGAGGAGGCAGCCACCUCAGAGGCGACACUCCAUUGAAAAAGAAACACCAACGAACGUGCGACAGUUCCUGCCACCCACAAAACAGAGCUCCAGAUCCCUUGAAGAAUUUUGUUACCCAGUGGAAUGCCUGGCUCUCACAGUGGAAGAAGUAAUGCACAUCCGCCAAGUGCUAGUGAAGGCAGAACUAGAGAAAUACCAGCAGUAUAAAGAUGUCUAUACUGCCCUCAAGAAAGGAAAGCUCUGUUUCUGUUGCCGAACACGGAGGUUUUCCUUUUUCACCUGGUCCUAUACCUGUCAGUUUUGUAAAAGGCCAGUAUGCUCACAUUGUUGUAAAAAGAUGCGCCUGCCAUCAAAACCAUAUUCUACUCUUCCCAUCUUUUCUCUGGGGCCUUCUGCUUUGCAGAGAGGAGACAGCUUUAUGAGGCCAGAUAAACCUUCCACAAGCCAUCACCGGUCAUUAAGGGGCAUGCCAAGGUUGUCCUCAAAGUCCAAAUCCGUAGAUAAAUCUGAUGAAGAGGCACUGUUUCCCAAAGAGCUAAUGGAGGACUGGAGCACCAUGGAGGUGUGUGUGGACUGCAAAAAGUUCAUCUCGGAAAUAAUUAAUUCAAGUCGGCGAAGCCUCUCCCUGGCGAACAAGCGAGCCAGGUUAAAAAGGAAAACCCAGUCGUUCUACAUGUCGUCCCCAGGGACCUCGGAGUACUGCCCUUCUGAGAGGACUAUCAACGAGAUCUGAGCCUUGUGCCUUUCUCUUUGCGUUGUCUUCACGAGGUUCUUCUGAGAGAACUCACUGAAACCAGCUUGUCUUUCUUUCCUCUGUUCUGAUAUCUUAUAUUUGCAUUAGGUCACUGGUGUCACAGCUCCGUAAUUUACA
Messenger RNA from Gekko japonicus, 2422 nucleotides. It is a transcript of the gene SPIRE1, whose product is annotated as spire-type actin nucleation factor 1. Gene Ontology annotation, cellular component: cytoplasmic vesicle membrane; cell cortex. Gene Ontology annotation, biological process: actin filament polymerization; actin nucleation; actin filament network formation. Lineage: Eukaryota; Metazoa; Chordata; Lepidosauria; Squamata; Gekkonidae. Gene Ontology annotation, molecular function: actin binding. The transcript is spliced from 16 exons. The record is from RefSeq and is a predicted model, not a curated record. The coding region runs from base 32 to 2284 and encodes 750 amino acids.